UUUAUGAACUUUUAUGAUCGAACCAUGUAAAUAAUGCAUUGCUGACCAUUCUUUAAUUAUAAAAGUUCGUAGACUGUCAUCCAACGAUAAAACCUGAACUUCCCUUUAAUUAGUAAUUUGUACAUAUAUAUAUCAGCUGUGGGUAAAUAAAACUUGUAUACGUAAAUCCAACAAGAGCCACGAUAUUUUGUACGCGCUGCCAUCUGCGCCUAGCAUAAGCAAACGAAACAAACUUGAUCAUCUGACAUCCCUGUCAAACACUUUUCGUAUGCGUUCGUCGACGCAAGUGCAGAAACAGUGGCUUGUGAACACUUUAUCUUAAAAAUGUUUAUAGCAAGAUAGCACCGAGCAACAUGAACAAGAAUAUGAAUUCUCCGUCUAAACUUACGGAGUUCGCUCCGUUAAGUCCAGAGGAGAGCCAACCUGUUGUAGCUUCCUUAUUUUCAAAAUUCUUUAGCUUCACUAGAAGUUCGCAAAAUGUUGACGAUUCUACAAUUUCUUCUACCAAUGAGGAACAAAGCUCAUCGGAUUCAGAAUCAUGGAAGCAAUCAGAAAGUACUGAGAAAACACCUGAGGAUGAUAGCUCUAGUAUGAUGAACUUUCCUUUGGAUACUCGCGAAGGCAGAAGUUUACCCAAUGUUUUAAAACGUAUCAGUAAUAUUGUAGCUUUAAAAAGCAAUAAUUUACGUUCGUACAAAGAUUCCCAGUUAAGAAGUUACUGGAUGCCAGAUAAUGUAAGCAAACAGUGUUACGAAUGCGGAGAACGAUUUACAACAUUUCGUAGAAGACAUCAUUGUCGUGUUUGUGGUCAGAUAUUUUGUUCAAAAUGUUGCUGCGAUCAAAUACCUGGCAAAAUUAUGGGAUGCACUGGAGAUCUUAGAGUUUGUACGUAUUGCUGUAAGGUAGUUUUAUCUUAUUUACAAUCGUCAGACAUGAGAAGUGACCUGUCAGCGGAUUUGAAAGCAUUACAAGAAGACCUUCAAGUUAAAUAUGGAAGUGAUCCUCCACCUAUAACUCAAAAGAAUGCUAAUGAAUCUGCAGAGGAUGAUACGUCCAUCUGUAGAAAACCAAGUGUAGGAUACAUGGAGGAGAAAUAUGCAAUUGGACGCUCAGCAACUAGUUACUUGACAUCCCAAGAACGCUCAAUCGCUUUACAAAAUUCGGCUUCUUUAAGAAUGAUUUAUGAAGAGUUGUUUAGAUCAAGUCAAGCAAUUCUGUUACAAACGCACAGAAUCAGACUGAAAAGUUAUCACAACUGCUUUUUAGCAAAUGAAUUAGUAAACUGGAUGAUAGCACAAAAUAAGGCAGCUACUAGAGUGCAGGCUACUGCUAUAGGGCAAGCAUUAUUGGAAGCAGGUUUUAUUGAACCAGUGGUUGCUGACAAUGUAUUCAGCGAUAUGGCAACCGUAUUUAAACCAGUAAAAUUGCAACAUAUACAAAAUAUGGAUUUGUUAACUGAGACGCAAAAUACGUGCGAUGCUCAAGAACCUGCAUGGGUAAAAACAAUUCCGCAACAUGAUUCAACCACUGAUUCUGAAAGUGAAACAAAACCUUCAAAUUCAAUGCAGCAAAGUACCGGACGUUUACCGUCUUCUAGCUCAAGUUUCUAUUUAGAUUUAAACUUGGAAGCAUCCACUGUUACGUUAAAAAGACCCACGUCGGAGGAUUUAACCACAAUUUCUGUAGACAGUAGUGAUGGUGUUAUCGAACAGAAAGAAGUCACGGUUAAAUCACAUAAGUGUAAUUUGAAAAUCGCUGAUGAUCUUUUGAACGAUACACUGCAAGUAGAGGAAUUUAAAGAAAAAGGCGGAUGGCAUAAAGCAACGAAUCUGAGAACUGCGUUUGGAGAACUUCAUGCUUAUGAAUGUCUAACAUCUGCAUAUAAGCAACAUGAAGACUCCCUAAUUAAGCAACUUCUUAAUAAAGAAGGUUUAUCACAAAGUUGGUCAGAAGUAAUACUUCCCAUUGCUCAUCAAAUUAUUGAUCAUGUUAGACCAGAUUUAAAUCACAAUGUCGACGAUUUGGACAUUCGACAAUAUGUACAAAUAAAAAAAUGUCCAGGUGGUAGUAGAGAUGAUUGUGAAAUUGUGUCCGGCGUAGUUUGUACCAAAAAUGUUGCACACAGAGGAAUGAACGCGAUGAUAGCUCAUCCAAAAAUCUUAUUACUUCAGUGCGGACUUAUGUAUCAACGUGUAGAAGGAAAGUUAUUGAGUUUGGAGCCUGUGAUGUUACAAGAAAAUGAGUAUUUAGGUCAUACGGUUGCUAGGAUUACUGCUCUUGGUCCAGACGUAGUACUUGUACAUCGUUCUGUAUCGAGAUUAGCACAAGAUAGACUCAGAGAAUGUGGAGUAACACUCGUUUUGAAUGUAAAACUUAGUAUUCUUGAAAGAGUUGCACGAUGUACCGGUGCUAAUAUUGUGAAUACCAUCGAUGCACACAUAGGCGCAAGGUAUAUGCUUGGUACAUGCAAAAAGUUUUACUUGCGAAACUUUUCAAGCGACAAAAAUGGAAUGAAAACACUGAUGUAUUUUGAGGGGUGUGCACAUCCACAUCUUGGAGCUACAAUUUUGUUAAGAGGUGGUUCUCAAGCGGAAUUAAAAAAAGUGAAGAAUGUAACUUCAAUGAUGAUUUUUGCUGCUUAUUCUUGGCGUCUUGAAAAAUCAUUUCUUAUGGACGAAUUUGCUAGACCACCAUCUCCUAAAGAUAAUUCAUUUUUGGAUGAAACAGUAAACAAAGAUACCAAAGACUUUGAAGAGAUGAAUAAAGUAGUGUACGCUACAACCAGAGAAGUUGACGAUUCAUCGUCAAUCCAUAAAGAGCAUGCAAAUGAUACAGAAAUUUUGAAAAUAUCAAAAAUUCAAGAAAGUUCUGAUAAUAUAUCAAUUGGUAAACAAAGUAUAGAAAUAGAAUUUUCAGCUAAUGAACCGAUUUCAGAUCAAGCUUCUGAACAUAUAUUAGACUCAAAUUCCGUUAAACAAAUAUCUUCUAUAUUGUCUGAAGAUGCUGAUCCUUACGAUACUUUAAAAUUAUUUAAACCUAGAACAAAAACUUCUGUCAUUUCUACAAAAAACACGGAAGACAAUCUAGCAAAUAAAACAUUAAGUAACAAUGAAGAUCCAAGUAAUACUGUCGAACAUGAAAUGGAUAGCAGUGAAGAACCGAAUAGUACGAUUGAACUAUUUGGAACUAAAACUAAUGAGAAAAUAAUCAAAAAUACCAAAGAAGAAAUUGAGAAAUUAAGAAUAAAAGAUAAAGCCGCGUCAGAGGAGAAGCGAAUUUAUGGAGAGUCCAUAAGCGAUCACAGUGAUCCAUUGCAUCAGUAUUUAAACGAAGGUGAUGAAGAUGUAUUCAGUCAAACUAGUCCUAAUGGUCAACAUUUAAGUGUUGCUGACUUGCCACUAUUAAAUAAAUUUAAGAAAGCGCUGGAGGGAACGAUAUUAAGCGUUUCGCCUUAUUUAAAAUUUUCUAUACCUUAUUUGGAAACAGAGACAGGAAGAAACUGCGUACUGCGAAGCUUUUUUCCAAGAGAAAUUUUUUAUUCUGCACAGUUUGUGGAUAAAGUGAAAGAAGUUAAAGCCAGUAACAUGGCGAUAGAAUCCAGAAUUGAAAAUCCAUUAUUGAGAUUGAAAUUAAAACCUCAACAUCCGUUUGUUCAAGCGAGGCUAACUACUGAUGUUGAUAGUCAAGAAGUGCAAGCGCUGCUGGCUAAUUUUAGAGCGUGUGGUAGUCGACUGUAUCCAACAAAUAAUGUUUUGUGCGACAAACAGCAGAUUGUAAUGCAAUCUGAAGUUAAUGAUCAAACACCUGUGUGGCCUGAUUGUUUGGACCCUGCUAGCCAUCAACGUCUGUCUGUGUUAUUUUGCAGCUUCUCUCAUAGUGGUAACGAUACCCCAGCAUUCUGUGUGAAUCCAUGGGUAGUCAACAUGGACUUAUACGGAAGAAAUGAUAUUGCACUAGGACGUUUUCUGGAACGCUACUGUUUAACCACGGAAUGUAAAUGUCCUGCUCAAGCAUGUCGAGCACAAAUUGCCCAGCAUGUCAGGCGUUUUGCACAUGACGGUGGUUGCAUACAUAUCAGUUUAAACGAAAUGAGUACCGAACCUUUCUCUCAAGAGAAUGCAAAUCAGAUAUUGAUGUGGAGUAAAUGCAUGAAAUGCAAAAGUGUUUCACCAGUGGUACCAAUGUCAGAUGACACUUGGUCUUUGUCCUUUGCCAAGUAUUUGGAACUACGUUUUCAUGGUAGUGCUUAUACUCGGCGAGGUACAGACACCUGUCAACAUUCCCUUCACCACGAUCACUAUCAAUAUUUCACUAAGAAAAAUAUGCUAGCCGUAUUUAAGUACACAAAGAUAUCCCAGUGGGAAAUUUCUUUACCACCCCCUUUGAUAAAUAUCGUGUAUGAUCCGAAACAACAUGCCGAUGUGAUAGAAGAGAUGAAAAGUAUAGCGUUAAAAGGAGACGAAGUAUUUUCCUCCAUACGAGAGAAAUUAUUAACCCUACAAAUUGAUACGGACAAUUUAAAUGCUGCCAAACAACAGUUAACUAAAGAUCAGCAAUAUUUCAAGAAUAAAAUUGAAGAAAUUCAGUUGAAAUUAACGUCCCCAACUUUGGAGAACAAAAAGCUCGAAGGGAAAGUGUCUGAAAAGCAAGUGCAAGCACUGAUGUUCAGAAUUGAAGAUGGAAUAGUGAUCUUGAAACGGUUGAUAUCGGAAGUUGUGUUCAAUUGGAACGCAAAGAUUUUAGAAAUGUCUGUUAAGAAGAAGGAUGAAAGACCUAGACGAUUUACUGAACGAUCAUUAACAACUGGCAGUAAUAGCAUAAUAGACACGGAUGGAUACAUAACCGAAGAUACUGCAUCAGAAUCUCAGAUUGAAGAUUUAAGUCCUAUGUCGGCAGAUUAUAAUGCUAUCGAUGCUAUCGCGGCGGUACAACAUGAUUUACAAGGAAUUGAAGGAUUAGAAAGUUCAGAUAAUGAAGUUUUAGAGAACAAUAAUCCUGAAGACAUUGCUAUCGUUCAGGGAUCUCCAAAGAUGCAUCAAAGAUCACACUCUGAUGUGUUACCUGUUGCUUUGGACGAUAUACCAGAUAAAAAGAAGAAGAAGAAAACAAUUUUAUCACAAUUGUUGCCUUCGAUGCCUGUUGUUCAACCAAUAGCAAAUCCACUGGGAAGUUUGGAACAUCACUUACUUCCACUAGGGUCUGUUGUACCUAUAGUGGUAUACGAAUCAGAACCUUCAUCAAUAAUUGCAUAUGCACUUGAUUCGCAUGACUACAAACAUGCACUGCAUGAGUUGAUGCGUUCAACAAAAGGGCCAGAUUUAAAUCCUAGUCCUCUGAUUAAAAGGAAAUUUCCAGAAAACAAAGAGAAUUUCCCUGAUAUAAUACAAUCUGGGGAAUUUAAGAGGCCAUCAGUUUUGUCAUUUUUCAGAGGAAACAGUCCAAAUUCUGCGAGCCCCAUAGAUUCGGAAAAAAAUUCAACUACAAGUGUGGAUUCUAGCGCACAAAAUCCAUCAACAGUUGCGGAAACUGAUGAGGAUAAGAAAACGACAAAACAACAGAACUAUAUCGAAGUACAAUUCAAUGAUGCAACGACAAAUUUCUACUGUAGAAUAUAUUUUGCUGCGCAAUUUGCUGCUUUCAGAGAAAGCGUUUUACCAUGUGGAGAGGAUGGUUUUACAAGGAGUAUGAGUCGAAGUGUGCAAUGGGCUGCAAGAGGCGGAAAAAGCGGAAGUACUUUUUGCAAAAGUCGAGAUGACAGGUUCAUCAUAAAAGAAAUGUCUAGAUUAGAAAUGCAAAUAUUCCUUGAUUUUGCACCCAAUUAUUUUUCCUACAUGGAAAAAUGCCAACAAACUAAACAGCCAACGCUGUUGGGAAAGAUAGUUGGCGUUUACAGAGUAUCUUUUAAAAAUAAUACGACAAACGCAGCUUUACGCACUAGUGUUCUAGUGAUGGAAAAUUUAUUUUAUAAAAGAACAAUAACGGAUAAGUUUGAUUUGAAAGGAUCUGUGAGAAACCGACUGGUUAAUCCUGAAGACAUAUGUCACGAAGGAGAACUUGUUCUAUUAGAUGAAAACUUAUUAAACAUGAGCUGUGAUUCACCACUGUAUAUCAGAUCACAUUCCAAAGCAGUUUUAAAUAGAGCCAUCGAACAAGACACAAAAUUCCUGGCCGAUAAUUCUGUCAUGGAUUAUUCACUGUUAGUAGGUCUGGAGCCAAAUUCGGAUGAACUUGUUCUUGGCAUAAUAGAUUACAUACGAACGUUUACCUGGGACAAAAAGUUAGAGACAAUGGUAAAAAAAUCAGGUAUAUUAGGUGGCCAGGGAAAAUUACCAACGAUAAUAUCACCGGAAGAAUAUCGUGCUCGUUUUAUAGCAGCUAUGCAUCGAUACUUCUUACCAGUACCGGACAGAUGGUCCGGUUUAGGUAGAGGUGUAGAAACAUCAUGAAGUGAUCAGUGAAAAGUGAGAUUUGCAAUUUUUCACAAUUAUAUACUAAAUAUAUUGUACAUAUAUUUUCUAUGCAACUGACACAAAUGUAACAAGCAGUGUUGCAUAUAAACAUGUGAUGUGUAUUAUUAUUGUAGAGAAUUAUUAGUGCUUUGUUACAACGUUUUGUAAUGAAAAGAAGUGAUGGAACAAAAGUUACCAUAUUGUAACGAAACAUCUCGUUGUACAGUUUUAGUUUCAUAAUUUGCAUAACUACGUAAUAUUUGCAUUACAUCAUUUGUAUUUGUAUUCAUUAGCUCAUUCGAUUAGUGUAUUACAUGUACAUAAUAAGUUUGUACGUACUAUAAUUCAUAAGCGUGUCUCUCUUCAAGUUCGAUGUACAAAGGGCAUGAAUGAGAGUUACAUGAAAUUAUAUAAAAGUCUAUGAAAGCACCAUUAUUUAUGUUUUAUUUAGAAUUAUGUACAUGAACGUUAUUUAUUAUUAUUGAUAGUCAAAUAAACAAUAAUAAUAUAAUAAUAAGAGCUUUAACAUAAUAAUAUUUUUCAUAAUAGUUUAGAUCAGUGUUCCGAAAUUUGUACGCAAUUAAAUGAACAUCAGGCUAAUACAAUUUCAAUGCAUCAUUUACUUAAUAAAGUCAAAAGGACCAGAUAUAUUUUGCAGUGAAUAAAUUACGGAACACUAGUCUACACGUUACAAACACAAAAAAGAUAUUAAAGCGUAUACCUUACAAAAAAAUCUUGUCAUACUGAUUUUUAUAUGACAUAAUUUCCGAUUGUAUUUACACAAAUGAAUGCACAAUAUGAUAACGUUGCAGCGAAACUCAAACAUUUGAACUAUUUCAUCUUUGUAAUGUAAAUUAUACUGAUCAUAAGUUCCUCGUAUUUGUCAAGAUCAUAAUUCUAACUGCAAGUAAGAAAUCUGCACAUAGUGACUAGUCAAUUAAACUUCGGAUAUAUCUCUUUCGAUAAUGAAAUUUCUUUUAUGAAUUCAAAUUAAUUACGAGUUGUAGAUGUAUCGCAAAAUUAAAUACGCUCUCAUAGGAAAGAAAUUGUUUAAGCAAAAAUGAAACUAAAUUUUAAUGAUGCAUUAUUGAUCUAUACUAUAAGAAUGAUUAAAUGAAAAACUGUUUUUAUCGUAUAUACUGUCCUGAUAAAUUACACGAGCUGCCAUACAAGGAUUUCUUGUGAAUAAUAUGAACUUUCAGGUUAAAUCAUU
Molecule: messenger RNA, 7662 nt
Organism: Megachile rotundata (alfalfa leafcutting bee)
Lineage: Eukaryota; Metazoa; Arthropoda; Insecta; Hymenoptera; Megachilidae
Gene: fab1
Product: 1-phosphatidylinositol 3-phosphate 5-kinase fab1
Biological process (GO): neutrophil chemotaxis; phosphatidylinositol metabolic process; intracellular signal transduction
Cellular component (GO): vesicle membrane; cytoplasmic vesicle
Molecular function (GO): ATP binding; 1-phosphatidylinositol-3-phosphate 5-kinase activity; 1-phosphatidylinositol-5-kinase activity
Source: RefSeq, a predicted model, not a curated record